Molecule: messenger RNA, 423 nt
Organism: Serpula lacrymans var. lacrymans S7.9
Lineage: Eukaryota; Fungi; Basidiomycota; Agaricomycetes; Boletales; Serpulaceae
Exons: 2
Coding region: 1-423 (140 amino acids)
Source: RefSeq, a predicted model, not a curated record
AUGCACUUUGGUGGACAUGACACAGAUCUGACAAUGGCCAAACCUCCAGAGCGGCCAACAGUCAAGUUUUACAGCCUUGAUGCAUACCUGCUUACACCUAAGCAAAAGGUAGUGAAGCGACACCAUGAAACAAUGAACAGCUUACUGUUAACAGAAUGCCAAGAUGAAGAUGAAGAGAUUGAGGAUAGCAAGUCUCAGGCUAGCACUUGGUUAGAUGAUGUGCGGGAAAGUAUCAAAGCGCCAGAGGAUGCUGACUUUGACCUAGAGUCCAAAAUAGACCUCAGUGCCAAAGGGCUACAUGUGGUAUUGGCAGAGGAAGCUGAAGCCAUUUGUGGUGAUAAAGGUGACACCAAGGCUGAGAAAUCUGGCCAGGAGUGUGAUAGUUCCAGUAGUGGUGAUAGCAAAUGGCCAGAAACAUGGUAG